Molecule: messenger RNA, 3657 nt
Organism: Cladocopium goreaui
Lineage: Eukaryota; Dinophyceae; Suessiales; Symbiodiniaceae
Source: the annotation of a GenBank genome assembly
AUGAACAAGCAUUGGAUUCCUGCUCGUACUUGCUGUUAUUUUUUGUUAAAAAAAGAAAAUCAAAAGAUCGGAGAAGCUGUGACGCUUUCUGCCAUCGACGAUUUGGGAAGGGCCUUGCGCGUUGGUGUGGUGAUCGCUGGCGAGCUGACCUGCCUGCCAUCGUAUCCAACCAAUGUGAUCGUUGGACUUCAUGAAUGUUUGAUGGCGCUCAAUCCUGGAUCCAAGUUGAUUGGCUUCCUUGGAGGCCCGGAAGGUUUGCUCCAAGGUCGCUGCAAGGAACUCACAGCAAAAGAGAUCAAAGCUAGCUUGAACCUUGGUUCGUGGAAGCUGUUGAGUCAUGGAAGCUGCCGCGAUGGCAGCUACGAGAAAGAGAGGCGGAAAGAGGAAGCGAUAGCAGCAGCAAAGGUUUGCCAAGAGCAACGCCCCCUCCUCAAUGUCAUGAUUGCCGGGCCCAAGGAUUUGUCAUGGGCAGCCACCUUGGCUACCUGCUUUGUCGAGGAGGAAUUGUGUCAGACCAAAAUCAUUGGCGUGCCGCACAGCAAGCACGUCAACCUUUAUGUGCCACGGUAUUUAGCCGUGACUCUUGGGUUCGACACAGCUCGAAGACUUCUGAGCGAGGUGGCAGGCAACAUUUUCGUGGACUCGCUCAGCUCGAACAAGUACUGGCACUUCAUCAGGUGCGGAGAGGAUGCCCUUACACUGGAAGUUGCGCUGCAGACACGUUGCACAUUCUCUGUCUUAACAAGCACGGCUGGAAUGACUGACGCCAAUGAGAACGAGACGACAAAGGAUGGACUAAGUCAAGUGGUCAGCGAAAUUUCUGAGGUGAUUCGGAGAAGGCGUAAAGCUGGACGCCACUCUGGGGUUGUGCUCAUUAGCCGCCAGUUCAUUGAGACCUUGCCAGAGAUGGAUGAACUCAAGUCAGCAAUAUCUUCGAUUGUUGGCCCAGAGGUCGGUCCGAAUCCUGCGCAGUUUCCGCGCUUCGAAGAGGUGGAGCAGCAGCUGCCACCGGCAAACAUCAGACCCCUUUUCAAGCGCCUGCCUCGAGUGGUGCAAAGAUCCCUCAUUUGGAGACGAGAUGCCGCUGGGAAGCCAUUACUGCCACGUGAUUUAGAAGCAGAACGAAUCAUAGGUCGCUUUGUGCAGCAAGAACUUCGGAGCCAGCCUGGACCGAGGAAGGGUGGCUUGAAGGUGAAGGCCAGCUUCGCCCCACGAUUCCAUGCAAUGGAAAUCACGACCAGCUCGCCAUUGCCCUCUGCCUUUGACUGUGCUUUCGGGUACAUGUUGGGACACACGGCGGCGAUGCUGGUGAGGGAGCAGCGGAACUUCUACGACAUUCCAAGUGGCAGUUUGGUGGAGCUGGUGGAGGAAUGGGUGGAGUGCGAGUUUGGCAAGCUGGGAGGUUUCAUCAAGGGAAAGAAUUUGCCAUCAGCGGGUUCCAGCAGCCCAGGAGACUUGCUGGAGGUCCGCGACAGCUACGCAGGCAACACAGAGACUUGCAUGCGCCGGCAUUGUGAGCAAGAUGCAUCCAAAGGCAAUGUUGUGUGCUUCGUCCCCAAUGGUGCAAAGGCUGUGAAACUUGUGGAAAGGUGGGUUGAGUGCAGGUGGCGAGGUCACAAGAACUUUGUCAAAGCGCGCCAUGUUCAGCCAGCUCCAGCUGGAACGACUCUGGAGAGCGAUGACGCCUUGCCAGCGGCGAAAAGCCGUGGUGCUGGUUCCCCAGGCAAAGCCAGGGGAAGUGCAUCAUCCCUGGAGCCACUGGCCAAAAAAGCCAAGACAGGCGAGGCUAAGCCUAAGCGAUUGCCGUGCAAGUAUGGUGCUGGCUGCUAUCAAAAGAACCCUGUUCACCGUGCAAAGUUUUCACAUCCUGGGGAUCCAGACUUUAAAACUGAUGAACCUGGAGAGCCGGAACCAGCGUCAUCACAUGACGUAGAGAUGCCUGCGAGUGAAAGCAGUGCUGCAAGCUCGGCCAGUGCCAGCGGAAGUGGCGCAGGAAGCAAACCUGUGGAGACAGAAGUAAAGCCUCUCACACCUGAUGUAGACAUGCCACCAGCUCCAGAAGCAGCGGAAGCGGCAGAACCAGCACCAGCUGCGAAGGAGAAAGCUGAAGCGCUGCCCCCUGCUGCUGCAGCUCCUGCUGCUGCAGCUCCUGCUGCCGUCCCUGCUGCAAUCCCUGCCGCGGCUGAAGGGGAAUGUCGAGAUUGCAAUUGCUGCUUUGAUGAUGUCCUCACAAUCGAAGGGAUUUGCUGCCCUGGCAAAGAGCACUUCUUUUGCAAAGUCUGCAUGGCCAACUUCCUGACUGCGUUCAAGACUGCAGAUUAUGCAGAUCAGAAGAAAGCCAAAGGAAGGGCUUUAUGUCCUAUGAAGGACUCAGAGACGCCCUUUGGCGAUUCGGUUCUGGCAGCCGUUGUGCCGCAGGAUGUUUUCGACGAAUACCUGCAGAUAAGAAUCAAGGUCGCGGAGCAAAGCAUCCAGGAGCACUUCGAAAAAGAAAACACUGCCAAGAUCGAGGAGCUGAAAGAUAAACUUGCAAAAGCAACUGGUAGCGGUGAGCAACUCGAAUUGGACAAGCAUCGGCUGAAGAUCAUUGACGAUAUCUUUACGCUGAAAUGUCCACGCUGCAAGAUGGCAUUCUUGGACUACGACAAUUGUAGCGCAAUCACCUGCGGAGCUUGCAAGUGUGGCUUCUGCUCAUAUUGCUUGGAGGAUUGUGGCAAAGAUGCUCACCAGCACUUUUACAAAAAUGGAAGCAAAUGUCCCAAUGAAGGUGGUCCCCUCUUUAUUGCGUACAACUUGUGGCAAGAGUACCAAAAUAACCGCAAGGAGCGGUUGCUGUGUGAGUUCCUGGCUGGCUUGCCGGAAGACAUGCGCAAGAAGGUGGCUGACCUGGUGGCACCAGAUGCCAAGGAUUUGGGCAUCACCAUGCCUGAGGACCUGAGUGCUGCCAGCCUGGUUCCAGAGGCUCAUGGAGUGCAACGGCUGAAGAUCGCGGUGCCCCGCAGGCUGCGGAAGCAACUGGCAGAGCUGAAGAAAGAUCUCCCGGAAAAUGUGGAACUCAAAAUACCCGAGCCUGGUGAGCAGGUCACCAUCAUGAUGGUGGUAGCAGCUUUAAAGGCCAUCACUGCAGGGAAGCCGAUGGUUUUUGGGAAAAAGAACAUCGCUGCGCACCUUCCAGCGAGUCACAAGGUGAAGAUUGAUGACGAGUGGGUGCUUUGUCGAGGUUCAAAAAAGAGUCCUGUUCCACCUGGUUUCAUCAAAGCAAAGCACUUGAAGACCCUGCUGGGAAACAAGGCAAAGCUCGAAGAAGCAAAUGGCCAUGGAAGUGUCCUGGUCAGGGAAAAAGCUAUUCAGGAUGAGGGGAAGAACUCCUUGGGUUAUUUGGAUGAUGGAACUGAUGUCGAGGUCAUGGGCCAUUGGUACGAGUGCACUUGGGAAGGAGUUGGUCCAUUGAAACGUGGAUUUGUGCAGGCCCACGCCAUCCCCGACAACGACAUUAGUAUGCGAGGUCCAACAGAGGACUGCACGGAAGCUUUGAAAUUUUUGGAGGGCAAGCUUGGCAUCAAAAUUGAGAAGUUUGCACUAGGUGGUGGGAAACCAAAAGCAGCCGCGAAAGCGAAGGCCAAAGCCAAGGGAAAAGCCAAAGCCAAAGCAGCCUGA